Messenger RNA from Mirounga angustirostris (Northern elephant seal), 2119 nucleotides. It is a transcript of the gene TRMT1, whose product is annotated as tRNA methyltransferase 1. Gene Ontology annotation, biological process: tRNA N2-guanine methylation. The transcript has 17 exons. Gene Ontology annotation, molecular function: RNA binding; metal ion binding; tRNA (guanine(10)-N2)-methyltransferase activity. NCBI's taxonomy places the organism in Eukaryota, Metazoa, Chordata, Mammalia, Carnivora, Phocidae. The record is from RefSeq and is a predicted model, not a curated record. Bases 134 to 2095 code for a protein of 653 amino acids. Gene Ontology annotation, cellular component: nucleus.
AAAUCGAUCACGUGACCUGCCCUCCCACUGUGCCAACAUGGCGACGCCCAGGUGUAAUCCGGGAAACGUGCACCCAGACUAAUUCGGUCUUCGGCGCCUCGAGCGAGGGUUUGGCGGGCAGAGGCUCCCGCGGAUGUCCCGUGCGAGAAUCGGUCUGUGGCUGAGGCUGACUCUCCGCUCCGCCUGCAGUCCCUAUAGAGCCAGGUGUAUGGAGGGGCAGCCGCCAGGGCUACCGAAUCCGGCCGAAAUGGAGAACGGCACCGCGCCCCGCGAAGAAGAGCCCGCGUCCGAGGCUCAGGAGACGACGGUCACCGAGGGGGCCGCCAAGAUAGCCUUCCCCAGCUCCAACGAAGUCUUCUACAACCCAGUGCAGGAGUUCAACCGGGACCUGACAUGUGCCGUGAUCACUGAGUUUGCUCGCGUUCAGCUGGCGGCCAAAGGAAUCCAGAUCAAGGUGCCAGGUGAGAAGGAUGUGCAAAAGGUGGUCGUGGACUUAUCAGAGCAAGAGGAGGAAAAGGCUGAACUGAAAGAGGGUGCAAACCUGGCCCCAGGAGACCAACCUCGAACAGCUGCCGUGGGGGAGAUCUGCGAGGAAGGCCUUCGAGUGCUGGAGGGUCUGGCAGCCUCGGGCCUCCGUUCCAUUCGCUUUGCCCGAGAGGUGCCUGGGCUGCAUUCUGUGGUUGCCAACGAUGCCUCUGCCCGAGCCGUGGAUCUCAUGUGCCGCAACGUGCAGCUCAACGGUGUGGCCCACCUGGUGCAUCCCAGGCAGGCAGACGCCCGGAUGCUGAUGUACCAGCACCAGAAGGCAUCGGAGCGGUUUGACGUCAUCGACCUGGACCCGUACGGUAGCCCUGCCCCCUUCUUGGACGCAGCCGUGCAGGCUGUGAGCGAAGGAGGGCUGCUGUGCGUGACAUGCACGGACAUGGCAGUGCUGGCCGGCAACAGCGGGGAGACGUGCUACAGCAAGUACGGGGCCAUGGCCCUCAAGAGCCGCGCCUGCCACGAGAUGGCCCUGAGGAUCGUCCUGCACAGCUUAGACCUCCGAGCCAACUGCUACCAGCGCUUUGUGGUACCCCUGCUCAGUGUCAGCGCUGACUUCUAUGUGCGCGUUUUUGUUCGUGUCUUCACGGGCCAGGCCAAGGUCAAAGCCUCAGCCAGCAAGCAGGCGCUGGUAUUCCAGUGUGUGGGCUGUGGGACCUUCCACCUUCAGCGCCUUGGCAAAGCAUCGGGAGCCUCUGGUGGCCGGGUCAAGUUCUCUGCAGCCUGUGGUCCCCCCGUCGCCCCCGAGUGUGAACACUGUGGGCAGCGACACCAGCUUGGCGGUCCCCUGUGGGCAGAGCCCCUCCAUGACCUGGACUUCGUGGGUCGUGUCCUAGAGGCUGUGAGCACCAACCCUGGCCGCUUCCACACCUCAGAGCGGAUCCGAGGGGUCCUGAGCGUCAUCACUGAGGAGCUCCCGGACGUGCCUCUCUACUACACGCUGGACCAGCUGAGCCGCACCAUCCGCUGCAGCACGCCCAGCCUCCUGCAGCUGCGGUCGGCCCUCCUCCAUGCUGGCUUCCGGGUCUCGCUCUCCCACGCCUGUAAGAACGCCGUGAAGACGGAUGCCCCCUCUUCGGCCCUCUGGGACAUCAUGCGCUGCUGGGGAAAGGAGUGUCCGGUGAGGCGGGAGCGCCUGUCGGAGACCAGCCCGGCCUUUCGUAUUCUCGGUGUGGAGCCCAGGCUGCAGGCCAACUUCACCAUCCGGGAAGAUGCCAACCCCAGCUCCCGCCAGCGAGGACUCAAGCGCUUCCAGGCCAAUCCCGAGGCCAACUGGGGCCCGCGGCCCCGCGCCCGGCCAGGGGGCAAGGCAGCAGGCAAGGCUAUGGAGAGAAGCAGGCUGCACCAGAACAAGAGAAAGGAGCCUGCUGAGGACCCAGUCCAGCGGGCUGCCCGGCUCAAGACAUUUCCCUGUAAAAGAUUCAAGGAGGGCACCUGUCAACGCGGGGAGCAGUGUUGCUACGCCCACAGCUCCCCAGCACCCGAGGACCGUCCAGAGACUCCUUACCAGAACCCGCCUGGGCCUGGCGUGGCCUCUGGUCCAGGAGUAGACUGAGCCAAUAAAGACAUGUCAUCCUUU